Molecule: messenger RNA, 2074 nt
Organism: Ziziphus jujuba (common jujube)
Lineage: Eukaryota; Viridiplantae; Streptophyta; Magnoliopsida; Rosales; Rhamnaceae
Exons: 1
Coding region: 809-1864 (351 amino acids)
Source: RefSeq, a predicted model, not a curated record
AAACCGUCACGUGUCGGUGCUUAUCUCGUUCACUGUAAUCCCUCCCAUUUCUCUCAUAUCCUUUUCUUUGCCUAAAUAAACCUUCAAUCUCCGGUAGCCCACUUCUCCCAUCCAUGCAUGCCCUUAACUCUCUCUCUCUCUCUCUCUCUCUCUCUCUCACACUGCAGUUAGAAGAGAAGCUCAAAGUUUUUAAAAUUCCUGAACUGUAAAUAACACACUCUCUCUCUCUCUCUCUCUCUCUCUCUCUCUCUCUAUGUAUUUGUGCUACGGCAGAAUUAUAUUUUUUAACCGGCGAGAUCUGAACUUUCCGGUGAUGGUCUCCGGCUGCAGACGGCCACCAUGCUUACUUUUCCGGUAAGGCUGUUUGGUUGAUUUCGUUUUCGUAAUGAAAGAUAUUAGAUCGAUCCGUUAUGGUUCAUGCGCGAUCCAAAACCUGGUUUCACAGGAGGAAAAAAAAUCUCCUUAAUUCGUUUAUCUGAAGCGGUUAUGCUCAGAUAUAUUUGUUGGAUUUAACGAAUCUUUGUAUCAUUUCAGGUCCUUUUUCUUUGUUUUAUUUUAUUUUUUUAUUUUUUUAUUUUUUUUUGGGGGUAAUUGUACAGUCCGCAAAGUUAAGGAUUUUGUAUUUUCGGUUUUUGUGAAAGAGUAUGUACAGGUAGAGGAGGUGGUUGGGAUUAAGUGAUGAGGAAUUUCGGAGGAGAUUAGGGUUUAUCAAAUUUAGGUGUUUGAUUUUAAUUCUUUUAUUUUCUCGGGAAUUUUUUUUUUUUUUUUUUUUUUUUUUUUGGUUUUUGUGGGGGAGAAGGUGGCGAAAAUGAAUUUGAGUGCGGCCGAGGAAGACUCAUCGGCACAGGAGAUUCAUAUCCCGGCCGAAAUCGAUUGGCAAAUGCUCGACAAAUCCAAGUUCUUCUUCCUCGGCGCGGCGCUGUUUUCAGGUGUGUCGGCGGUUCUUUACCCUGUGGUGUUGUUGAAGACCAGGCAACAAGUGGCUCAAUCCCAAGUCUCUUGCAUCAGAGCCGCUUUCUCAAUCGUUAGGCUCGAGGGCUUUCGAGCUCUGUACAGAGGAUUCGGAACCUCUUUGAUGGGUACAAUCCCUGCUCGAGCUCUUUACAUGGCGGCUCUCGAGAUUACCAAGAGCAAUAUAGGGACCGCCACGGUUAGGUUAGGGUUUCCGGAGCCAACUGCAGCUGCCAUUUCCAAUGCUGCUGCUGGGCUGAGUGCUGCAAUGGCGGCUCAGCUCGUUUGGACUCCGAUCGACGUUGUUAGUCAGAGAUUGAUGGUUCAAGGUGGUAGGAAUUCCAAACUUCCCAGUGCAUCGAAUUGUAAAUAUGUUAACGGGAUCGAUGCGUUCAGGAAAAUUCUUCGCACAGAUGGGCCUAGGGGUUUGUAUAGAGGGUUUGGAAUAUCCAUUUUGACAUAUGCCCCAUCAAAUGCUGUUUGGUGGGCUUCAUACUCUGUUGCUCAACGACUUGUCUGGGGUGGAAUUGGAUUUCAUAUUUGUAAGAAGGAUGAUGAGAGCAACGACAAUGGAGUUUACACGUUUAGGCCAGAUUCGAGAACGGUUGUGGCAGUUCAAGGUGUCAGUGCAGCAAUGGCUGGUGGGGUUUCUGCUUUGAUUACAAUGCCUCUUGAUACAAUCAAAACAAGAUUGCAAGUUUUGGAUGGAGAUGAGAAUGGCCGCCGUGGACCUACCAUUGGACAGACGGUGAGGAAUUUGGUUAGGGAAGGUGGAUGGAUGGCUUGUUACAGAGGUCUUGGACCUCGGUGGGCUUCAAUGUCAAUGUCUGCGACUACCAUGAUCACUACCUAUGAGUUUCUGAAACGGCUUUCGACAAAGAAUCAAAGUGGGUUUGAAACGAUGAAGAAUUAGAGAUACCAAUUAUCAAGGAAAAAAAAAAUGCAAAAUGCAAAAUGGGGAAUUUUUUUUUUGUUUUUUCUGAUAAAUCUUUCAUCUCUUAUCUAAAUCCUGUUAUUUUCUAUGAAAUGGUCUCUUAACAUGACUGCAUGGUUGAUCAAUGUAAGCCAAUUUAAGGGUUUCUAUCCUAAAUGUAAAAGUCUAAAAGAAUAGCUUUUCUGUCCA